Molecule: messenger RNA, 2277 nt
Organism: Cornus florida
Lineage: Eukaryota; Viridiplantae; Streptophyta; Magnoliopsida; Cornales; Cornaceae
Product: arginine--tRNA ligase, chloroplastic/mitochondrial-like
Exons: 18
Coding region: 315-2084 (589 amino acids)
Biological process (GO): arginyl-tRNA aminoacylation
Cellular component (GO): cytoplasm
Molecular function (GO): arginine-tRNA ligase activity; ATP binding
Source: RefSeq, a predicted model, not a curated record
AUGGCACAAACUAUCAAAUCCCUCCAAAAACCCUAACAACAAGUAGCAGUAGCCGAGAAGAGAAACGUGAGGGGGGCGGCGAGUGGGAAGAAACUGUGCGCGUAUAAAAUCAGCGAAUAAAGGGAACAAAUAUAAAGUAAUGACCGGCACAUUCGCUCUCUUACUUCCGCCGGUCUCUCCUCCAACUCUUUCUCUAAAGUUCAAUCGGCUCUCUCUCUUUCAGCAUUCUCCUCCUCUCUCUGCAACCUACAGAUAUUCUGAGAGCUACCUCUAGAAGAUUUUCUUCGACGACAAAGGCACAGUCAAUAUCGUCAAUGGCAGCUGCUGAAGAAAGCACAGGGACUCUUAGGCAACAAUUGGCAAAACUAUUUGAAGCCUCACUUAGAACAACGGUUCCUAGUGAGGCAGAUGUAGAACCCUUGAUUGCUGCCUGCAAUCCAAGAUUUGGCGACUAUCAGUGCAACAACGCCAUGAGUUUAUGGACAAGAAUAAAAGGGAAGGGCACCGAGUUCACUGGUCCACAACCUAUCGGACGGGCCAUCAUAACAAAUCUUCCUGCAUCAGAAAUGAUAGAAUCGUGCACCAUAGCUGGACCUGGCUUUGUGAAUGUUGUAUUAUCUAAUCUAUGGAUUGCAAAGAGAAUCCUAAAGAUGCUAAUAGAUGGUAUUGAGACAUGGGCACCAAAGCUUCCAAUUAAAAGGGCAAUUGUUGACUUUUCCUCACCCAACAUUGCGAAAGAAAUGCAUGUUGGUCAUCUAAGAUCCACUAUUAUAGGGGAUACUUUAGCCCGUAUGCUCGAGUUUUCAAAUGUUGAUGUUCUUCGGAGAAACCAUGUCGGUGAUUGGGGUACACAGUUUGGUAUGCUAAUUGAAUACCUUUUCGAAAUGUUUCCAAACUGGGAAGCUGCAACAGAUCAAGCCAUUGGAGAUCUAGAGGCGUUCUACAAGGCCUCCAAGCAGAAAUUCGAUAGUGAUCCUGGUUUCAAGGAGCGGGCACAACGGGCAGUUGUCAGUCUACAGGGUGGGGAGGCGAAAUAUCGCAAGGCAUGGGCUCAAAUUUGUGAAAUCAGUCGCAAGGGAUAUGAAAAAGUUUAUCAACGACUUGGAGUAAAAUUAGAGGAAAAGGGAGAGAGCUUUUAUAAUCCAUUUAUUCCUGGAGCUUUAGAGGAACUAAAUAAUGUGGGUUUAAUCAAAGAAAGUGAAGGUGCUCGUGUGAUCUUUAUCGAAGGGAAAAAUAUACCUCUUAUUGUUGUGAAGAAAGAUGGUGGCUUCAACUAUGCUUCGACUGAUCUUGCAGCUUUACGGUAUCGACUUAAUGAAGAAAAAGCCGAGUGGAUAAUCUAUGUUACUGAUGUUGGCCAGCGAGAGCACUUUGAAAUGUUUUUUGCUGCUGCCAAACUUGCAGGUUGGCUUCCAGCUGGUGAUAAUGUAUACCCUAAAACUAGCCAUGUGGGCUUUGGUCUUGUUCUUGGAGAAGAUGGAAAGCGAUUUCGAACCCGAAGCACUGAAGUUGUUAAAUUAGUUGAUUUACUUGAUGAAGCCAAGAGUCGCUGUAAAGCAGCUCUUGUUGAACGAGGUAAGGCUGAUGAGUGGUCUGAGGAGGAGCUUGAGAAAACUGCUGAAGCAGUUGGAUAUGGGGCUGUGAAGUACGCCGACCUGAAGAACAACAGAUUGACCAAUUAUACUUUUAAUUUUGAUCAAAUGCUUAAUGAUAAGGGGAAUACUGCUGUAUAUUUGCUGUAUGCACAUGCUCGAAUCUGUUCAAUUAUCAGGAAAUCUGGUAAAGACAUAGAAGAGUUAAAAAAGACGGGAACAAUAGACUUGGCCCACCAUGAUGAGCGUGUUUUAGGGCUUCAUUUGAUCCAGUUUGCUGAGGUUGUUGAAGAAGCGUGCACCAAUCUCUUGCCAAAUGUGUUGUGUGAAUAUCUAUACAAUUUAUCCGAGUACUAUACAAGAUUUUAUUCCAACUGUCAGGUUGUGGGAUCAGCAGAGGAAACAAGCAGACUCUUGCUGUGCGAAGCAACGGCUGUUGUCAUGAGAAAAUGUUUCAAUCUACUCGGAAUUGAACCUGUCUACAGGAUAUAAUUCUCGACAGUUAAUUGAAUGGUUUUUAAUAUGUAGUUCUGGAACUGUGCUGUGAUAGUACAAAUUUCUUGGCAUUUUAAGGUGUAAAGCUAUAUAUGCCCUAGCAAAAAACACAUUACACUCUUUUGUGGGCUCUUACUUAGAGUGAAACUGGCCAUUUUAAGUAAAUGUUGAUUUUGGUUUUGCUUCCUGA